CAUCGCUGGGAGGAAACUCGUGCCGUUGCCCGCUGCGGUGAGCUCAGAGCAUGUUGCUAAGGGUCAGCCCCAGGCGGUUUCUGGAUCACCAUCUUCUCUUUGUGGAGAACGCAGAGCAGCAGCACCCGGCUCAGAAAUCACUCCCGAAUCCAUUCAUGACUGAGGAACCCUCCGUCCCAACCGAGCCAGACCUGCCGUCCUCCAACCUCACCAACACGACGGACUGCGGCGAGGAGAUCUUGCUCUAUGGGGACACCGAGAAGAUCGUCAUCGGUGUGGUGCUCUCCAUCAUCAUCCUCAUGACCAUCGCUGGCAACGGGCUGGUCAUCAUCUCUGUGUGCAUCGUCAAGAAGCUCCGGCAGCCCUCCAACUACUUGGUGGUGUCCCUCGCAGCUGCCGACCUGUCGGUGGCCUUCGCUGUCAUGCCCUUCGUGACCAUCACAGACCUGGUGGGGGGAGAGUGGCUCUUUGGGAAGGUUUUUUGCAACGUGUUUAUCGCCAUGGACGUUAUGUGUUGCACCGCCUCCAUCAUGACCUUGUGCAUCAUCAGCGUGGACAGGUAUCUGGGGAUCACUCGGCCACUGACGUACCCCGUGAGACAAAACGGGAAGCUGAUGGCCAAGAUGGUUUUCAUUGUUUGGCUCCUGUCUGCCUCCAUCACUCUUCCUCCGCUUUUUGGCUGGGCCAAGAACGUCACCGUGGAAAGAGUCUGUCUCAUCAGCCAGGACUUUGGGUACACAGUCUACUCCACGGGGGUUGCCUUCUACAUCCCCAUGGCGGUCAUGCUCGUCAUGUACAGCCGGAUCUACAAAGCCGCCAAGGUCAGCGCCGAGAAGCACCGCUUCAUGAACUUCCCCAAGCACUACGAAGAGGAGGGUGUCUACUGCCUGGAGGCCUCCAGCCGGAGCCACCACAGCUCCAAGCGUACCAAAGCGGUGGAGGAAUGCGCCACCCUCUCCAAACUGCUCCGGCAAGACCGAAAGAAUAUUUCCAUCUUCAAAAGGGAGCAGAAAGCAGCCAGGACCCUCGGCAUUAUCGUGGGGGCGUUCACGUUUUGCUGGCUUCCGUUCUUCCUGAUGUCAACGGCUCGGCCUUUCAUCUGCGGCAUCCGCUGCAGCUGCAUGCCCCUGCGGCUGGAGAGGACUCUGCUCUGGCUGGGAUACACCAACUCCCUCAUCAACCCCUUGAUUUAUGCUUUCUUUAACCGGGACUUGAGGACUACUUUCUGGAACCUUCUGAGGUGCAGGUACAGGAACAUCAACAGGAGGCUCUCUGCCGCCAGCAUGCACGAGGCCCUGAAAGCCACAGAGAGGCAGGAAUGCAUCCUGUAGAGCUGUGUCCUCUCGCUCAGUGCCUGACCAACGGGCUCCUGCCUCUCCAUUUCAGGUUCCUUGCUUCUCUUGCCUCUCGGGGUUGGCAGAAACCAUGCGUGCCGUUGUCCCCCCUGCCAGACAUCGCCGCUGAGAGAGACACCCCUUCCCCUCACCCCGGGAGGAGCUGUGGUUCUCCUCUCCUCGGGAACAAGUGGGCAGCCCUUCCUUCUCACCAUGGUCCAGGUGGGAAGCUGAAAAGCCAUGAGCAAGACCAGGGGGGGUUCAAGGUCUACCACCAACUGUGGGCAAGUCACAACACCUUUCUGUGCCUCAGUUUCCCCAUCUGUUAAAAACAAAACAAAAAAAAAAAAAAAAGAAAGAAAAGAAACCCUCCAGCAAACAAAAGUAAAAACUAAAACCUUGAUAAGACUGUGGCUCUCCACCUUCAAAAAGGGCUCUAAGGUCUGUGGAGGCCACACAAUAUACUAUGUAAAGAUGUCAUUGGCUGCACUUCUCUAUUGAAUAUGACAGCAGCUAUAGGCUCCGUUGUAGAUCCAAGCACUCAUGCCAUCCCAGCUUAUAUGAACUCCUUCCACCGACGAAAUUGCGUUUUACACACUGAGCUCGUGUCCAGGUUUGCACGUCAGAGCAGUGAUACCAAUGACCCCAUUUCCCCUCAUGCUGCAGCACUUGAAAGUGGCAAGCUUGCAGAAUGAAACACAAAUAAAUGAACAUGAAGUUUCUGUUCUGGUUGGAUAGGAAAGUCCAACGGCCUCCUCAUCAGGGCAAUGACCAGUGAGCAAAGACAGUUAUGUUUAUUGGGUUGUGCCGUAAUUCAUUCUCAGAGAAGUGAUGUGUGUUCAUAAUUUGUGGCUAAUUGACUCCAUAAAAGCACGCUUUAGUUGACAACAGAAAAAAAGUAUAUAAUUUCUCUGACAGCUUUACAGUGCUUCAGUAUGAUGUCCAGCAAGCUCGA
Molecule: messenger RNA, 2289 nt
Organism: Athene cunicularia (burrowing owl)
Lineage: Eukaryota; Metazoa; Chordata; Aves; Strigiformes; Strigidae
Product: 5-hydroxytryptamine receptor 7-like
Exons: 2
Coding region: 51-1331 (426 amino acids)
Biological process (GO): chemical synaptic transmission; circadian rhythm; smooth muscle contraction
Cellular component (GO): membrane
Molecular function (GO): G protein-coupled serotonin receptor activity
Source: RefSeq, a predicted model, not a curated record